Molecule: messenger RNA, 959 nt
Organism: Radiomyces spectabilis
Lineage: Eukaryota; Fungi; Mucoromycota; Mucoromycetes; Mucorales; Radiomycetaceae
Exons: 4
Coding region: 172-636 (154 amino acids)
Source: RefSeq, a predicted model, not a curated record
UGUGCUUUGUGCAAAUUGAAAUAGGAACAAUUGACUUGCUCACAUGAUUCAUGCACAUUGGAUCAUCGAUUGACCCUGAAGUCGACGGCUGCAAAUGUGACUGUGUUUAAAUGGAGCACCUCAGCAUGGUUUGGGAAAAGAGAAAAAGCACCAUCGUCCCCACCAAAGCAAAUGAAUGAACAGUUUCCAUCGGGGUGGUUCUAUAUUCAAUCUUCCACACAUCACCACCAAUGUCUAACCGCCGUUACUUUGUCUGUGGAGAAAGAGGCGAGGAUCGAGUUACGGCCAUUUCUGGCCAAGGAUCCGCGUCAGUUGUGGACUUACGAUGAUGGAUUUUUGGUGAACAAAUAUUCGGCAUACGUCAUGUCGGUCAAGAACGCUGGUCGUAAGAAUGAAUGUAUAUUCCAACAAAAACGGUUUUCAGAUAACACCAAAAAGACGGUGUCUGAAGCCAAAGAGCGGAGACACUGGGAGUACGCCAAUGGUGCUUUAUAUUUGAAAGCGUAUCCUGGAUUUUGUAUGAGUGAACAGGAUGUGCCAAGGCUGGUAGAAAGAGAAGAGAACUAUGGAUGGCGAUGUAUAAGUGUACUGACACAAACGAUGAGGGAUAUCAGUUUGGAUGAUCGAACAGCGUGACAGCUGUGUGAUUUGCAUUCCAAAAACAGGCUCCGUCCGACUCACUGACUCUGUCAUGCUGAAAAGAGAUCUGAUAUUUUUGUUUUUCGUUUGCCCUUUGUAUUUCGGGUUUCAUUCAUUGCACUAUGCAUACAGUAGUAACUUUUUCAUGCCGUUCAAUGUAUUGCACUGUUCAUCCAACUUGCGCCUGUAAAAACAUCACUAAAAAAACCCAUCCCUAGUUAGAUCGCAUUAUUUUUUGAAUGUGAAUAUUUGGAAAACUUGACGAAAAAAAAAAAGCUUAAUUCCCUGAUUUUUUUUUCCACCUUCAUCAUUUAUCCUUU